Molecule: messenger RNA, 5306 nt
Organism: Pelobates cultripes (western spadefoot toad)
Lineage: Eukaryota; Metazoa; Chordata; Amphibia; Anura; Pelobatidae
Source: the annotation of a GenBank genome assembly
GUGCUUGUCCCUCCACCCCUUUUGACGACAUCAGAAGGUGAAAUAGACUUAGAUUGUGAACAUCUGAGAAAAGCCAGUGCCAGCAAGGGAGCCAGAGAAAAUACACACUCUGUACAGAGCGAGAGUCACUGCUUCAAGAAAACCAUGCACAUAAUCGAAGGACGCACUGGGAGAAGGAAUCUGUAAAAGGCAACCUGCACAUUGCACCUAUAGAACAUAAUACAUCAUGUUGAGAUAGGAGGUGGUGGUGGAGAAUGAAAGGGACCUAACAAAUGGAGAAGAGAUCCCACAAGGCCUAUUGGAUGGAAAGAUGCACCAGCAGGACCUACAUAUUGCAUAGAUGAACCCAGUUCCAAAACACACAGGGAUCAUGGAUUUCAUGAAACUAUGAAAUAAAAGUCACACGAAAAGUCCACAUGAUGGAGAAAAGUUACCCAAGUUACUACAGGAGAAAGGAAGCCAAUCACCUCAUCAUGAGAGGUACCACACAGAAGAAAGGAACUAUAUGAAAAAUAAAAAAAGUAAAUGCAUUGAGAAAGGUAUCAGUGCCUACAAUAUGGAAAAUGACUGACACAGGGCCUAGUAGAUCGAAAUAGAAGCUCAGUAUAUAGAGUUAAGACUACACUGAAUGGAGUGGAUAAAGUUUGUUCUUCACAGAAUCAAAUGGAUUGAGAAAGGGUCCACUAGAUCAAGAAAGGCCCAUUGGCUACAGCAAGGUACCCACAGGGCCCAGUUGAUGGAAAAGGGUAUCUACAAUGCCAUUUAAAUGAUGAAUGGUACCUACAGGGCCCAUUGGAUGGAGAAAGGCACCCACAGGACCAUUUGAAUAUCAAAAGGUACCUACAGAGUCCAUUGGAUGGAGGAAGGUACCCAAAGGGCCCAUUGGAUGGAGAAAGGUACCCACAGGACCAUUUGAAUGUCGAAUGGUACCUACAGAGUCCAUUGGAUGGAGGAAGGUACCCAAAGGGCCCACUGGAUGGAGAAAGGUACCCACAUGACCAUUUGAAUGUCAAAAGGUACCUACAGAGUCCAUUGGAUGGAGGAAGGUACCCAAAGGGCCCAGUGGAUGGAGAAAGGUACCCACAGGACCAUUUGAAUGUCAAAUGGUACCAAGAGGGCCCAUUGGAUCGAUGAAGAUAUCCACAGAGCAUUUAGGUGGAGAAAGGUUGCUUUAGGGUCCACAGGAUGGAGUGGAUGUAGAAAGUUACACAGUGCUAUUGGAUGGAGAAAAACGGUGACAAAGGAUUUGCCUCAGAUCUUAUUAUUUGGAGUUUCCUACCGGACCUAGUGCAAAUACAUGCACAUUUGAAAUACCAACCGUUGCCACAAAUUAACAGUUGGCAGGACUUAUAUCACCAUCCUGUCCUGUGGAUCCCACAUGCCGGAGUCUUCUAUAUACUUUUUGGUGAACUUUUAUUUUUUUAUUUAUUUUUUUAAACUAUGCUUUAUUUUGAAAAUUGAGUUUACGUUUAGUCUGCGUAGUUGUCAACCCCCAGUAGUAGUGAUCUUUUCAUUUGGAUUGAUCAUUUUGCGAUUUAAUUAAACACGCCCCUGUCUCUGGUUGUCAGUGCCUCCUUCUGAGGCCUUUUUUAUCCAUCUUCCCACAAUGCUUUGCAGUGCCAAAUUAUGGCUGCAUCCUCAUUUAUCCUUCAUAAGGCUUUCUGCAGGCACGGAUAUACAAAUUAUUGCAGUACCUACCCUCCACAGCAAAAGAAAUUGUUUAAUUUUGAGGUAAGUUACUUUAGGGUGUUGAUCAGAUUAUUUAGCAUUUUGUUUGGAAUUUAAAUUUUAUUUUCCUACAUCUUUUUUUUGUAGCCAGGAUGUAGCUGUCUAAGUACCUCAAUGCACUUUCUUCGCCUGGCUGAGCCUUAUGAGAUUUGUAGUCCAAUAUUUUUUUUUGUAUCAUAAGGAGUUAUGCAAACAACGGGCAAAUUAUUUUCCUCCCCUUUGCAUCAUUCAGAUCUUUUCUGAUGUACAUUUUACCACCAUUUCUGUUGAUCAAAACUUCUAAAGUGAAUUUUCAUAUUUAAGGCCAAAGUAGUUGAAUUGGAAGCACAGCUGAAUCAGAUUUUUUUUUUCCCGUUUGGCUAUUUUUGCCUUAAUUUUAAAUUCACUUUAAAUUCUCACUUUAAUAACCCUCUUACUCUUUUCAAGGAACAGAAUAAACAAAAUAAAUAUAUAUUUAAGCUUAUGGCGAGUUUAGGAUAGGGGCAUAGGAAAAUCUUUGGCACCCCCUUCUGUUUUAGCAGUGUUGGUCCCACUGCCCGUGAAUAUCUCCCCCAUUUUUGGCUGGCUGGGCACUUUUUACAUAUAAAAUUUAGUGUUUCAGUACAAGAGUAUUGUUAUUUUCUGUGUGUUUAUAUCUUCAGAGCGUAUAAAUUUGUUAACAUGCGUCAUAGUCUGUGAAUGCUGUUUAUAGUCUGGAAAUGUGACAGAAUAUAUUUAUAUAAAAAGAAAAUGGCAGGGGCACAAAAUAUUUGUUUUUUGUAAAGUCCCCCCCUCGAACGUCAGAGCAUUUUACAUUUGGUUAAUUAAAGGUAAGUAUUGUUGUAGUGUCAAUGUUAGUGUUUGUAGCAUAUAUAGGGUUUAUCCACCAAACAAAGCAUUGUAGUGAAAAGCUCGAAGUAGUUAAAUUUUAGAAAAAUUCCCCAACCACAGUCACAGCUAUUCUGUUUUUGUCUGAGUUCUUUAAUUUGGUUUACAGUUCACCACGAUCACUCUUUACUGACGUAAAAUAGUUUCGUAGUGAAAAAUUGAAAAAAUAAAUAUGUUAAAAUAGACAAGCUGUGACUAGAGGUGGUUGUAGAAUAUUUUUAAAUCAAUAAGUUUUUUUAUCAAAAAGUUUGCAAUUCGAUUUUUAGUCAACUAAAAUGUUGUGUUUGGUGAAAAAAUCCUGUGUGUAGAAUUGUUACUCUGUAUAUAUUUGUAGAAUUGUUAUCUGUGUGACAUAUGUGUGUGCAACAUGUUGUGUAUAUAUAUAGUUGUAUGAGUGUAUGUAUGCAUAUUUUAUGUAUAGUACAAGCAUAUAUCAUUGUGUUUGCCUAUAUGUAUAUGACUGUGUGUGCAAAAUUGUCCACAUGAUAUGUAAGAGUGUGUCUGUGUUUGCAGAAAUGGUGUAUAUGUGCAUCAAUGCAAUGAUGUGUAGUGCUAGCUGUCUAUCUAUACAUGUGAACCAGUGAAUAUGUAGAACUGUCUGUAUGUGCCAUUGUGUAUUCUCUAUAUUUGUGUCAGUGCGUUUGCAGAUAUGUGUGUAAUUAUUUGUAUACUUGUAUCUGUGUGUCUGUGAGUAGAAUGUCCCAUAUAAUUCAUUAUACGCCUGUGGGUGUCAAAACGUGUAUAGAUGUACAUGCAAAAUUGCAUGAAUGUGUUUAUGCACGUACAGUUGUCUCUUUGUGUACUACAAAUGGAAAAUAGGCUGUAUAUGGCAUGUAAAUGAGUGUGUGCAAUAUAUUGCAUAAUAAGCUUAGGAAGUGUAUAAAUAAGUCUAUAUGUGUGUCAGUUUUUAAAAUUGUAUAUCUAUCAGUGUGUGCGUGUGUGUGCGUAAGUGUGUGUGUUAUUUUCUGUACAAGUAUCAUUGUAUUUGUAUGAAUGUAGUAGUGUAUCUGCUUGUGCAGAAUUAUCUCUUCUAUGUGUAUUUUAUAUAUAUAUAUAUAUAUAUAUAUAUUAGUGCAUCUGCGUGUGCAGAACUAUCUUGUGUGUUAUAUAUAUAUAUUAGUGUGUUUGAGUUUGCAGAAUUGUUUAUACAAUUAUCAGUGGAUUUGGGUGUGAAGAAUUGUCCCAAGGGUGUCUGUGUGUUUGUGUGGAAUUGUUUAUGUAAGGAUCGGGUUUCAGUGCAGGAUUGUGUGUGUUUGUUUCUGUAUGGGUCUGGUCGGUGAUUAUUUGUGCACAGCUUUCUGUGUGAACCACUGACAUUCUUUAAAAUGUAUCAAUGUGUGAAUGUGUAUAUUUUCUGCCACUGAUUGUCUGUGAGUAUUGUCUUGUUUUGUGUUAAUGUGUAUGUGCAGGAUUAUGUGUAUCAAUAUUCCUGAGUGUCUCAUUGUUUGUGGAUGUCUAAUAUUCUGUCUUUAUGACUACUUGUAUACGUUCACCAGUGUAUCAGUGUUCCUGUAAGUAACCACAUGUAACUGUAUUAUUUGUGUACACUGAAUUAUGUGUAAUUAAAACUGCAUCCAUCAGAGUACAUUUGUGUGCAAACAUGCAUCAAAGCACAUGCAAUAUGCAUGAUGAAGUGUGUGUGUGUGUGUGUGUGUGUGCAGGUAGGACUAUCUGUCGAUUGGUAUGUAUGUAGAAUCAUAUGUAAGAGUUUAUUCCUUAAACUCUGACUUGGAAACCAAAUUGCAAGAUUUAGGUUAAAAUAGUCAGGUUAUGACUGUAGGUAAGUGUGUGCAUAUCCUCUCUACCUUCGCAAUGACUAUAGGUAAGUUGAAGGUUUUGUCCAAAUCAGCUAUUUCGGCCUAAGUUUGCAAUUCACUGCAAAUAUGUGUUUAGCGAAUGAGCCCUUUGACUCUAUGUAGCUGUGUGUGCCUUUGUGUUAGAGAGUAAGUGUUUCCAUUGCAAUCUUAUCAAUAAUGUAUGUGCAGAACUACUGUUAUCAGUAUGUUCGUGUGUAUAGAAUUGUCUUGUCUGUCUGUAUUGUCUGUGUCAGUGUGUUUGUGCAGAGAGUGGUGUAUCCCGUAGAAUGUAAGAUCGUUUAAUCAGGGCCCUCAACACCUUUGGUUCCUGUGCGUCCAACUCGACUUGUUGCAAUUACAUGUCUGUUAGUCCACUUACUACUAGCCCUACAUAAACAUGGACUUAGGAAGGGGGUAGAUAUGCAGCUAUUUCCUUUUAGGAAUUGUUGAUGUUUUUAAUUGCACUUUUUGUCCCUGAGGAAGUGCACCCAUUGGAUGAAACAUGUAGGACAGCUGAACUUUACGUGCAAUUUAUAUAUUUAAUUUUUACAAUAAAUUGGAGUUUUGGAUAUUUAUACUGAGUCCUGUAAAUCGUUCCUGGUGUUCAGACUGCAGUCAGGAGCAAAAAUGAAAUUGGAUAGCCCCCAAGAAUUCCAGGGGAGGCAUACUCACUGUAUACUGCAUAUCUCAAAUGAGAAUAAAGAAAGGUAUGUAAAAGGAUUAAAUUGCUACUAUACACUGUGUACAAGCUGACUGUUAUUAUUAAUAUGUCACAAUCUUUAUACUUCCUGAAUUUAUAGAUAUAAUUAAAAAAUUACUGAAAGGGACACACCAGGCUGUUGUCCCCAUUUAUUACGUAUUGUAAAGAUAAUUAUAUGGAAAUAUAUAUUUUGAAAAUAAAAAAUUUAUACUUAU